Molecule: messenger RNA, 1557 nt
Organism: Kwoniella botswanensis
Lineage: Eukaryota; Fungi; Basidiomycota; Tremellomycetes; Tremellales; Cryptococcaceae
Exons: 3
Coding region: 1-1557 (518 amino acids)
Source: RefSeq, a predicted model, not a curated record
AUGUCGGACAACGAAGUUACCAUUGUCAUCCCCUCCUUCCCUCCCUCUCCCCCUACUUCUCCUACUCGAACCAUGUCUACUUCCCCAGAAUGGUUUACCACUCCGGUCAAGGCUCCCUACAGGCCUUCUCCCCUCUCCACUACUAUCCCUCUGACCGCUCUCGAGCAAAUCGACCCUUUCAGCAAUGAGAGUAUCGAUACCUCGGAUGGUCUCUCUUCCGACCCCGAGACCCCUCCUCUUUCACCUACGAGAAGCCUCUCAUCCGUCUCCAUGGACAGAAGAACCACCUCAGGCUCUUCAUCCGGUUCAGACGAGGAAGUGGUCACCCCCCCUGCUGUCCCUCGAAGACCUUCUCUCCAACAUACAGGCAUGCCACCUUCAUACUUCAAUCUCGAGAACGUUACCAGGGAUCAAAGGAAGCACCGAAAAAACAAAUACAGAGCCAGAUUCCCCUCUGCUCCUGUAUCAGGUUCGAUCACCCCCAUGUGGAAGAUCGAUGAAGACUCGAAAUCUCACGGUCUAACUCAAUUACUCGAACCUUUCGAAGGUCUCUUGCCUCAUACCCGAAGAGAAUCCGAACCCACCUACAUCCUAUCCGAGGAUUCCUUCGUCCUCACUCAUGUCCCCACGAAAUCGGUCUCCCUCGCCGACUUCAAGCUCAAGAUGAUCCGAGUGCCUAGAUGGCAACGACCGAUUGUCAUCGCUGUGAUGUCUUUACUCCUCUUCGGCUCUCUCUGUAUGAUCUCCUGGUUUCAACAGUCACUCAUGGCUGUCGAACAUGCUAAAGUCAUCCGACAAGGUCAAUGGAUGAUCAAACAUGCUGCUAUGGCCCGAGCAGAAUCCGAUGCAGUCGUCGAUACCGAACCUGGAUACCGAUACGAAGCUCCCAAGCACCACUCUUUAAAGGUACAACAGAAGAUCGCCAAGCGAGCUGAAGCUGGGUUCACUGCUCAUGCUGCUGCUCAAGCUGCAGCCAUCGCCCCCGUCGACUUCACCAUGACUAAAGAGGAAGAACUUGCCGCUUUGAUGUCUUUCAUCGUCGGUACAGCUGCCAACACUUUACCUGCGAUCGAUACGACCGAUCCUCACUCUUUGGAGGGUUUCUUGCCUUUUGAUCCCCGAUCUCCUCAUGCCAAGAGGGAAAUUGAAGAACUUGCAAAAGUCCAUUGGGAAGAUCACCCAGUAAUGGUACUUGGUAAUAUGAGAGAUCCCAAAAUGCGAGAAGUUCGAGCUUUAUUGAAAAAAUAUAUCGUAAAGCCCGAACCGUUCUAUGUCGAUAUUGACCAACGAAGAGAUUCAGCGGUCCUUCAUCCAACUUUAGAAAGAUUGUUGGGUAAACAAUCUUCCCCUUACAUUUUAUUGAAGGGUAAAAAUGUUGGAGAAUCAUCAAAAUUGAUCGAAAUGGAGAAGAAAGAAACUUUGAUCGAUACUGUCAAAGGGUCUGGUGCUACCAUUGCUAAAAGAUUGAAGAGAAACAAACAUCAAAAGGAAGAAGAACGAAAAGAGAACGAAAGGGUUCUAGGUCCUAGACCGAUCUUCGAUCAAGAGUCUGCUUAA